CCCCAGGGGGUGCCCCUGUCCCAGAGGGUGACCGAAGUCCCAGUGGUGUGCCCACGUCCCGGAGAGGUUCUCAGUAGGAGCCCAUGUCCCAAGCGCCCGCGUGCAGCAGUGCUGGCUGGGAAACACGGCAAAACUCCUGCUGAAGAGCACCCGACCAUCUUCAUUUACUAGCACGCUCCAGACCAACAAAAUGUAGGCAUGCGUCACGUGAAAAGCGAGGCGGUUUCCUACCGACCCACGUACUGCCCAUCUCUGGGUAAGGAAGGUGCUGGGCUUUCUUUUAAGAUUCUCGGCUGCUGAGGCACACGGCCAUUUCUGUCUCGGUACCCAGCAGUAGCGCAAGGGAGAACACAGCAGGCCUCGACAGGGUGAGAGUUAAGUUGGGUCAAUCACGAAAGAGAAAGAACGAAAUGCCUUGUUGCAAAGCGUGGCGUUUUGGCCCGCGCAGGUCUCUCUUUUGAGCAGAGGUGACUGUGGCCGCAGAUGUACACGAUUCUCUGACCUGACAGCUGGACGGCAGCCAGGUGACCAGGGGAGAAAGCCAGCUUUGUAAGGACCGUCGGGGAGCCCUGCGGAUGCUGGUCUCAGCUUUAAUCCCCUACGUCUCCUGAAGAUGUUCCUGUUCCCUCUUCUCUCCCGGGCAGACCACUUUUGGGGAAAGGCAGAAGGAGGCACAGCAGUGCAGGCAGCAGAGGCUGCGGCGACUGAUCGAGGAGCCGGCAGAGAUUGUGUGCAGAGCUCCACACCGACAGCAAGCAGUAAGGAGUUGCUGCAGCGUAUGGAGGAGAACCAUCAGGAGCUGCACGGCGCCAUACAGCAGCUCAACACUAAGGAGGAAAAGCCCUGUGCCUUGCUGGCAGCCUGGCUCAAGGAGGAUGAGCAGGAGAAUGAGGCGCUGCGUCAGGAAAUAAGACACCUGGAAGCGGCACUGGAGGAGGAAGAGGCCUGCCACUGUCACAGGAAGAAGGAGGCAGAGACCUGGAGACUGUGCUGCCGGAGAUGGCGGAAGCACAGCUGGAGAGGGAUGUGCUGGCGAGGAGACGUGGCUUCUGUUACUGGCUGCAGACACUCCUGCUCUUGGUUGGCCUGGAGCUGGUCGUUGGCUUCGCAGUGGCUGCCGCCGUGCUCUACGCCUCCUGCUACCACCCUGGGCUCUUCUGCCGCCUGCUGCCACGUGUGCUGCCAGAGGAGGCCUACGCCGAACUGGCAUACGCACUGGGAAAGAUCCUCCCAGCGGUCAGUGAGGGGCUGCUGCCUUUUUGACCGCCCCUCCCAAUAAAGCCUUGUCUCUCUCCA
Aquila chrysaetos chrysaetos is the source of this 1296-nucleotide messenger RNA. RefSeq lists its product as uncharacterized. The record is from RefSeq and is a predicted model, not a curated record. Lineage: Eukaryota; Metazoa; Chordata; Aves; Accipitriformes; Accipitridae. Bases 614 to 1279 code for a protein of 221 amino acids. The transcript has 9 exons.